GUGACAUCCAGCGGAAGUAGUCAAAACAAGCUGGAAGGUGAAAUUAAUUAGUUAAUUACUAAUUAAACAACAAUGUCUUCAGUUGAGUAUUUGAGAGAGUUUGUCAAAGAGAGACUAACUGCUGCUGCUGAAGAAAUAUUCGGAGUUUUUACAAAAACUAUCGUCGAGUACGAGGAAGAGAUCAACCGUCAGCGCAGACUGUUGGACGUCGUUUGGAAACCAGAAAUAAAGUUACACAGGAUAGAGCUCCCACAGCAACAUGUGUGUAAGGAGGAGGAGGAGGCUCUCACAGACCAGCAGCUCUGUAUUCAGGAGAGGAUCCCCAGUCUGGACCAAGAGGACCCAGAGCCUCCACAGAUUAAAGAGGAACAGGAGGAACUCUGCACCAGUCAGCUCGAACUGAAGGAGGAGGCUGAUACCUUUAUAUUGACUCCUACUCAUGAGGAAAGUGACCACGGUGAAGAUCAGACUCUGGACUCUGAUGAUACUUUUGGUGAAGCAGAGAAAGAGUCUGUAGCCAACAUGCCAGUUAUAAGUUCUGUGCUGUCAGAAGCACACAGUGACCACCAGGUCCUCUUUCACAAUCCUCAUGAGGCUGAGAGCAAAGAGCAGAAAGGAGGCAAGCAUGGAGACUCAGGACCAACUAGACAUGCAGAGGCAGAACUAAAGGAAAGACACCAUAAAAGCAGAAGUCACUGUAAUAUUCGCACAGGUAAAAAGUCUUUAAAAUGUGACACAUGUGGGAAAGAUUUCCAGUAUAAGUCAUCACUGGAGAGACACCUGAGAGUCCACACAGGUGAGAAGCUGUUUACGUGCAAACAAUGUGGGAGAGGUUUCAAGCAGAAUUCUCAGUUGACCGGCCACAUGAAAUGCCACUCAGGUGAGAAGCCAUACACUUGCAAAACAUGUGGAGAAAAUUUCAGAUUUAGUAAUGCCUAUUUGGCCCACAUGAGAACACACACAGGUGAGAAGUCUUAUACUUGUAAAAUCUGUGGAAAAGGUUUUGGAUGUAACGGUAAUUUGUUGGUUCACAUGAGAACACACACAGGUGAGAAGCCAUAUACUUGUAAAAUCUGUGGAAAAGGUUUUGGAUGUAACAGUAGUUUGUUGGUCCACAUAAGAACACACACAGGUGAGAAGCCUUAUACUUGUAAAAUCUGUGGAAAAGGUUUUGGAUGUAAUGGUAAUUUGUUGGUUCACAUGAGAACACACACAGGUGAGAAGCCAUAUACUUGUAAAACCUGUGCAAAGGGUUUUGGACAAAGCAGUAGUUUGUUGGUCCACAUGAGAACACACACAGGUGAGAAGCCUUACACUUGUAAAAUCUGUGGAAAAAGUUUUGGAUUAAACAGUAGUUUGUUGGUCCACGUGCGAAUACACACAGGUGAGAAGCCAUAUACUUGUAAAACCUGUGGAAAAGGUUUUGGGUGUAGCAGUCAUUUGUUGGUCCACAUGAGAACACACACAGGUGAGAAGCCAUAUACUUGCAAAACCUGUGGAAAGGGUUUUGGACGUAACAAUAAUUUAAUGGCCCACAUGAGAUCACACACUGGUGAAAAGCCAUAUACUUGCGAAUCCUGUGGGAAAAUUUUCAGGUUUAAAAGUAGUUUGUUGGUCCACAGGAGAUUACACACAGCUGAUAAGCCAUAUACUUGCAAAACCUGUGGAAAGGGUUUUGGACGUAACAAUAAUUUAAUGGCCCACAUGAGAUCGCACACUGGUGAGAAGCCAUAUACGUGCGAAUCCUGUGGGAAAAUUUUCAGGUUUAAAAGUAGUUUGUUGUUCCACAUGAGAACACACACAGGUGAGAAGCCGUAGGCUUGCAAACCUGUGGGAAAAUAUUCUGUGUCAUGUCAUAAUUGGAAAGACAUGACAAUCCACACAGGUGAGAAACCAUACACUUGUGAAAUAUGUGAGAAAAUGUUCAGUUGUAGUGGUAACUUUUGACAGUCCACAUGAGGAGAGCCCACACUGGUGAAAAGCUGCGUCUUUGCAAGACCUGUGGGAAAAGAUUUGUCACAUCAACUGAACUAAAGGGCAUAAAAAUGUGCACACAGACAAGUAAAUUUCUGUUGAAACCCACACGGGUGGGUUACCUGUUUCAAGUUCUACCCCUGCUAAUAUGUUUUAUUUAAAUUAUUUACCUCAGAGUACUGCAAAAACAUUUCAGUUAAGUGCAGAGACAAUAACCAAAGGUUCCUCUUUAUAUUGGUGGAAGUAUAUUAAAAUAGAAGUGCUCUAACAAAAAUAUUAGGAACACAAUAAGUCAUGUUACUGUUCCUUCAUCAAGGUGUUUUUGUCUUCUUCAUGUGAUGAUAUUAAGUGUGAAAACACAUGGAAAAUGUGUGGUAAAUACUGUACAAAUAAGAUUAAGGAAGUAUCUUUCAAGAAAUUACAAAGAAUUUACACAGUAAAGUUUGUGUUUGAAAGAUUCAGCCUGGAUUUUCAUUAUAAAUGUGAUUCCUGUGGACUGUAAAAAGAGUGUAUAUAUAUAUAUAUAUAUAUAUAUACCAGAAUGUUUUGGAUCGAUGCUGCCAUCUUUAUAAUAAAGACAUUUCAGAUAAAUGUAAUAAUAUACAACUUUUAUUAUUUUUGGAAAACUCUUAAUUCGUAAUAAAAAGUGGUCAGAAACCAAACCAACUUUCCUGCACUUUAUUAAUGCGUUCCAACAAUAUGCCACCAUCUUAUCCACUGUCAAGAACAAAAAAGCAUUGAAGACCUUCAAGUUAUUAAGUGAUUAUAAUAUGAUGCA
Epinephelus lanceolatus (giant grouper) is the source of this 2752-nucleotide messenger RNA. RefSeq lists its product as uncharacterized. Gene Ontology annotation, biological process: regulation of transcription by RNA polymerase II; embryo development. Gene Ontology annotation, cellular component: nucleus. The record is from RefSeq and is a predicted model, not a curated record. Gene Ontology annotation, molecular function: RNA polymerase II transcription regulatory region sequence-specific DNA binding; DNA-binding transcription factor activity, RNA polymerase II-specific. Lineage: Eukaryota; Metazoa; Chordata; Actinopteri; Perciformes; Serranidae.